Saccostrea cuccullata (small rock oyster) is the source of this 1469-nucleotide messenger RNA. RefSeq lists its product as uncharacterized. The transcript has 7 exons. The record is from RefSeq and is a predicted model, not a curated record. Bases 233 to 1132 code for a protein of 299 amino acids. NCBI's taxonomy places the organism in Eukaryota, Metazoa, Mollusca, Bivalvia, Ostreida, Ostreidae.
UGUCUAAUCUGCACGUGUAGACAAGUAAAGUGCUUUAUUGAUUGUUGAAAGGACGGGUUUACAUUUGUGCAUGAGUCAAAGGAGUGAAACUAAUCAAAUAAGAUAAUCUAACCUAGAUUUCGUUUUAAUUUGGAGAUCAAAUGAUUUAAGGCUAACACAUUAAUGAUGAAAGAUAAAAUUACCCACUUCCUUUAAAUCAGACCUUUUAACAUGGAUAUGUCACCAAAACGGAAUGAAGUACAUACAGUUGUUGACGGUAGUAACUCUCGUGAGUCUAGGUCAGACGACCACUUUAUGUUCUGACAACCAAGUUUAUCACUCAAAUGGGAAAUGUUGUCAAUACGUACGCUGUGAACCCCAGCACUUAGUGAAAGUCUGUGAGAGUAACGGAGAAGCAGAUGUCUGUGUACCCUGUCCCGAGGGUACCUACCUUGACGAUCGCACGGACAGCAACUUCAUAUUUGACUGUCUAGAGAAAAACUGUGGUGAAGAUACAGUGCCGUCAGAUUAUCCAGCAACCAAAUUUGACAAUACAGCUUGCCCCAAACGAUGUCGAUGUAAUACUGCAAAGAAUUAUUGCGGCACAGAUCCGUGCCGAUGUCAAUACCAUUUAUGUGUCCACCCCGAGGAAGAGCUCCAGGAAAACUGUACCUGUAUCAGGAAAGAAAAACGAAAGCACAGCACAAAGCUGACACUAUCCACCACAUUCUCAACUAAUGAAGAUGGACAGGUUUCUCAACAUCCACCCGGUUCUACAAUACAUUCUACCUCCUCUAAAAUACCAAAUAUAGCAAAUGAUACCAAUGAUGACAGGAACGAUAAGGAGAAAGAGAUCAUAACACCAAAAUGGAUGGAAAAUCAUCCUAGAAGUAAAGAACCAAGUUUCCAAUAUUGGAUAAGCAUCCCUGUCAUUGUUAUUUUGGCUGUUGUGUUUCUUGCCAGUUUUACGUACAUGUACGUACGUUACAGCAGAAGAAGGGGAAAGGAAUCUAAUGUAACAUAUUCAUAUCACAGUGUUCAUAAUCAUCAAACAGUUAAUACCUAUGAGCGUUGCAAUGUCCAAAUAGGAAACAAGAACACUCUUAAUGUGUGUGACAUGGGCGAAAAUGUCGGUAGCGAACCUUCUGAAUGAUAUAUAUAUUCAAUGGGUGUAUUACAACAGUUUUGUUUUCCUCAUCAAAGAUUUGUACAGGUGUAAAGGACAGAAGACAUGUGAUUUACAUGACACAUUGUGUAAUUAUAAAUUCAGCAGGAAAUAGUUCAAGAAAUGUUUUCAUAUUUAAUAUGUUCAUAGAAAGUGAAUAAUUUUAUAUGCACUUUGCAAUAUAAGAAGAAUGUAACUACAUAAGUUUCAAAUUAAAGUUUUUGAUAUAACUUCAUUAUAUUUUAAAAUUUUAGUUUUAAUUUUUUUUUCAUAAAUUCAAUCUAUGUGGAAGGAUGUUGAUUCAUACAUAGAAUUUUUGUUAUGA